Messenger RNA from Racocetra persica, 1692 nucleotides. Lineage: Eukaryota; Fungi; Glomeromycota; Glomeromycetes; Diversisporales; Gigasporaceae. The record is from the annotation of a GenBank genome assembly.
CUAUGGAAGAGGAUCCAUGGAUCCAACGAGAUAUUUUAAGAAAUAUAGUAACAAAUGCCGUUAAUUUGGCAAAGGAUUCAUAUUCUAAUAAUAUAAGAGCACAAAAUAGAGUUCUUGCUGUUUCUUUACAGUUCGACAUUGCCUUUGAAGGUGUUUGUAGCCUUCGUAAUAUCGAAGCAGAAAAAGAAAUUGAGCAAAUCAAGAAAAAUAUUAGAGAAUUAAAAGGAAAACUUAAAGGAAAAUCCUCCUCAUUUGCUAGAAAAAUCUAUAAAUAUUUAGAUAGUGUAGAGCUUGAUAAUCUAAAAUGGCAAAAUCCGUUGGCCAGCCAAGUGAUUACCGAUGAAUUUGUGCAAAAUUUAUCUAAGGAGUCCGGAGAUGGAAAUGUUUAUAAAAGUUUCAAAGAGCCAUUAAAUUGUAUGCAAAUAGAUGCACCAUCCAAUAUCAGGGAGAUAUGUAAUGUAUUUAUUGAAGAUUUUAACAAAGAUGAGAUUGAGAUCCUUCCACCAAAAUAUCUACAUAACCAUACUUGGAGAGAAUCAAGUGAAGAAUUAGCUAACAUCACUAGUGAGAUUUUAGAAUCUCUAAGCGAUAUCUGGAGAAACCCUGCAUUUGAAGCCAAUAUUGCAAAAACACAAAGCGAAGGAAUUUACAUGACGGAUGUGAUCGUUCCUUUGCUUCGAGCAUCAUUAAAAAAACUUCCAAUCAGAAAUACCACCUUUCUUAGCAUUGCAGAACGUCAAAGCCAAGCUAGUGCGGAUAGAAAAGGUGGGGAAAACAAGGGUAAACGACCCGAUAUAAUGCUCAUAGAAGAAUAUAAUGAAGACGAUGAUAAAAUAAAACUAUGGCGGGAGAUGAAUGAUGGGCUUUAUUGGACUUAUAGUGGGUGCAGGCCCAAUAAAAAUCAAUUUGGGGUUAUCGGAGUGCAAAUAGCCGGGGAUACGUUGCAUCUUAAGAUUAUUAUUAAAGACAUGGAUGAUAUCCACCAUCUUUAUAAUUUAUAUUCAGUUAAAAUUCCUGUAAGACCAACUGAUGGUGAAGGCGGGUUGAUCCAAGAAUUAUUUACUCCAGAGCCAUUUCUACAAGAAUCAAAUAUAAUUCAAAACCAUACGAUUGGAAUUUCUGAGACUGGCAGUCCCGGAAAAUCUAACAUUGACGAAGCAUCGCAACAUCUAGCUCAGUUAUGUGAUAAAGCUUUUGAUGCUGAGGAUGGUGCAAAUAGAGCUAACCAAGAAGAAAUCUUAUGUUGGUCCAUCUAUGGAAAGGAUUUCAGGGUUCAGUUCAAUAAGAUUAUUAAAAAUAGCAGAGGACAUCAAAUUUCAUCCGAAAAUACUGAAAUUUUGGCCCGUCUCGGAAAAAUCUUACCCAUACCUGAAGAUUCAUCAUCCACACCAGCUAAGGCAGAGACCAAUAUCGACUAUGAUGAUGUAUAUUUUGAUGAAGAAUUUGAUGAUGAUGUGUAUUUUGAUGAAGAGAUUGCUUCGCGAUCAGAUAAGGUAGAGCCGGGCCAAAGAAGUUCUUCGAACCAGGCGCUUUUACAUGAUGAUAGUGACCAUAGUCACAACAAUGAUUCUGAAGAAGAGAUGCUAGAUGAAUCGGAUGACGAUAGAUAUAGUGGGUGCGGUGGAUAUAAUGAAUAUGGCAAAUCUGAUAGAGCGCAUAUUAAUAUGCGAUUGUCUAAAUAUUGGAAGCCUU